AUGGAGCUUCUACAGGGAUCUGUGGGGGCACCCCAGCUGCUGAAUUUGGGGGCUGGGGUUGUCGCUCUGUUGUUGACAGUUGUGGCCAUGCGAUGCCUGCCUUCCCUGAUGGAUUACUGGAGGAUGUGGAGGGUGAUGAAGCCGAUUCCAGGUGUCAGCCCCUGCUAUCCUGUGCUGGGAAAUGCUCCACUCUUCGAGCAGGAAGGAGAGGGUUUUUUUAAACAACUACAAUUUUAUGUUGAAGAGUUCAGGAAAUGGCCGUUGUUCAAACUCUGGAUAGGACCAUUGCCUGUCCUGGUUUUGUAUCACCCUGACAGUGUGGAGGUUAUUCUGAACAGUUCAAAACAUAUAGAAAAAUCAUACCUGUACAACUUCUUGCAUCCGUGGCUGGGUACUGGGCUUCUGACAAGCACUGGGGAAAAGUGGCGGUCACGGAGAAAGAUGAUAACUCCCACGUUCCACUUCUCAAUCUUAACUGACUUUUUAGAGGUUAUGAAUGAACAAGGAGGUAUUUUGUUAGAGAGACUUGAGAAGCAUGUUGACAAGGAACCAUUUGAUAUCUUUCUGGACAUCACUCUGUGUGCCCUUGAUAUAAUCUGUGAAACAGCAAUGGGCAAGAAUGUGGGUGCUCAGGAAAAUAAGGAUUCUGAGUAUGUUCGUGCUAUAUACAGGAUGGGUGAUCUAAUCCAACGGCGACAGAUAAGCCCUUGGCUUUGGCCUGAUCCUCUAUUUAGUCUGUCAAAGGAAGGAAGAGAACAUGAGAGAAGCCUCAAGAUCCUUCAUGAUUUUACAGAUACAGUUAUUGCAGAAAAAGCUGCAGAACUUGAAAAAAGCAAGCAAACAAAAUGUGAUACUGACAGCAACUGUGAAGAAAGUUACUCCAAAAAGAGAAAAGCUUUCCUGGACAUGCUGUUGUGCACAACAGAUGAUGAAGGGAAAAAAUUGAGCUAUGCGGACAUUCGUGAGGAAGUGGAUACUUUCAUGUUUGAGGGCCAUGAUACAACAGCAGCUGCCAUGAAUUGGGCACUUUACUUACUUGGACAUAAUCCUGAAGCCCAGAAGAAGGUUCACAGAGAACUGGAUGAGGUGUUUGGCAAUAGUGAGUGUCCUGUUACAAUGGGUGAUUUGAAGAAGCUUCGAUACCUUGAGUGUGUUGUGAAAGAAGCCCUUCGGCUCUUCCCUUCCGUUCCCAUGUUUGCCCGUACCUUGAGAGAGGAUUGUGUUAUUGAUGGAUAUCAGGUACCAAAAGGCACAAAUGUUCUUGUCAUAACUUAUGCUCUGCAUAGAGACCCCGAGAUCUUCCCUGACCCAGAGGAGUUCAGACCUGAGCGAUUCCUCCCUGAAAACUGCAAGGGAAGGCACCCGUAUGCUUAUGUGCCCUUCUCAGCUGGACCCAGGAACUGCAUUGGUCAGCGUUUUGCACAAAUGGAAGAGAAAACUCUUCUAGCCCUCAUCCUGCGACGCUUUUGGGUGGACUCCUGUCACAAUCGAGAAGAGCUUCGUAUAGCUGGAGAACUGAUUCUCCGUCCAAAUGCAGGCAUCUGGGUUAAACUGAAGAGGAGGCCGAACACCGGAUCAGAAUGA
This is a messenger RNA of Chaetura pelagica (chimney swift), 1584 nucleotides long. Its product is annotated as cytochrome P450 4V2. NCBI's taxonomy places the organism in Eukaryota, Metazoa, Chordata, Aves, Apodiformes, Apodidae. The record is from RefSeq and is a predicted model, not a curated record. The coding region runs from base 1 to 1584 and encodes 527 amino acids. Gene Ontology annotation, molecular function: oxidoreductase activity, acting on paired donors, with incorporation or reduction of molecular oxygen; iron ion binding; heme binding. The transcript has 11 exons.